Molecule: messenger RNA, 922 nt
Organism: Spodoptera litura
Lineage: Eukaryota; Metazoa; Arthropoda; Insecta; Lepidoptera; Noctuidae
Cellular component (GO): extracellular matrix
Source: RefSeq, a predicted model, not a curated record
CAUCAACUGUUACGAACACAGGUUUACAAUAUAGUUUAAACUGUCAGUGAGUUUAAAAUUGUGUUUAAAUAAAUCAAGUAAUAAGUUUUGUGGUUUCGUUUUCUGUGUAAAAGAAGUGUUGGUUUUGACAAUAUGAAGACAAUCGCAGUUACUGUGCUCCUAGUAGCGUUCACUUAUGCUGAGCCGCCUCCAUCCAACAGCUACCUACCACCUCCAUCUUCAAGCCGUGGUGCUGGUUACCCUCAAGGACCAGCCAGCCAGAACUUUGGACCUCAGAUUAUAGCGGCUCGCAACUUGGACGGAGCUCAAGGUCGCGCUGGUCUUGGACCUCACGCCCAUAGUGGACAUGGAGCUCAAGCUAAUGGUUUUGGAAGGUCUGCCCAGGACCAUGGAGCUACUGCCCACGCUCGCCACGGAGCCGAAGAACCAGCUGGCUACCCCAACAGUGCUGCCAGAAAUGCUCUAGAGGAGAUUAAUUCUGAGCCAGCAAACUACAACUUUGGUUACAUGGUGAAUGAUUACCAGGAGGGUACGGACUUCGGUCACCACGAGGAGAGGCAGGACGAGCGCGCCCAGGGAGAGUACCACGUCGUGCUGCCUGAUGGAAGGAAACAGACCGUAAGCUACGAAGCUGACGAACGUGGCUUCAAGCCCCAGAUCUCCUAUGAAGAUUCUGAAGACUUAGGUCGCUCAGGAGGUUACGACAACAACGCAAACAAUGCCCGUAGCAACCAAGCCAACGGUUACAGCAACCACGGUAACCAUGGCAACGACAACGGUUACCACGGCAACGGAAAUGCCCGCGCUAACGGUUACUGACUCAAAUAUGGCCGCCUUCUAAACGUCGUUCUAAUUUUGAAUUUGUAUUUUUUCUUUUAAUUUUUUGAUAAAUCCUUACUAAUAUUAUAAAUGGAAAAGUGAG